GGUUUUGAAAGGUGUUAGGAAAGGCUGCCACCAUGGUUGGCGGCAAGAAAAAUUUUAAUGAUAUGUUUUAGAUAUAAAUUAUCCAAGGGAUGGCGAGAAACUGAAUCUAAAAUGGAUUUUGAAUGAAGGAAAAUCCGAGAAGAUUAUUUCAAGCUUUCUUUUAUCAAUGUUUCGCAUAAGUUUUUCUUGCAACUUUUUGGAAUAACCUUUUAAUUGUAGCUCGUAAUCAAGCUUUUUUUAGAUUUAAAAAAGAGCCAAAAUGAAAUGGAGGAGCAUUAUAAACGAAUAGUGUUUUAACAGUAACAUUAAAAUUGAAAUAUCAACAGAAGCACUGUCAACUAAAAUUGAUAGAUUAUGCAAAAAAGGGUUUGAAUUUUAAAUUUUUCAAACUGGAUUGGCAAAACGAGUUUCGAUAGUAUUUAUAAUAACGUCUAGAUUUUCUCUUUCUUAGUAGGAAUGGAUUAUUGAUACAAUCAAUUUUGAAGCUUUCUCGACAAUCUGCCGAUUCUUCAUUUCCCAUAUUCUUUAAAGUUUUCUUUCCAGCAGUUUCUUUUCCUUCAAAAGCUGAUUUCUCUCUUUUGUAACGUUUUUUAGAAAGUUUCCGUCAACAACUAGUCCUUUGGAGCCAAGUUAAGGCCAUAGGAAAACAAAACUCCAUCAUUUGGUGCAGGCACCAAGUUAUUCUGAACCAGGUUUCUCGAUCAUUUCCUUAGCCAAGCUGUUACUCGCUGUACAACUUGGAAAAUUACCGAUUUUUUUGACUAAAUUCCCAUUUUCAAUCUUCUUUAUGUUUUCUUCAGAAAAUACAUAGUUACCAAACCUAAGCAGGUAAGCUAAGGUCAUAUCUAAAAAUUACUAAGCAUAGUUACUUACGGAAUGGUAGACUAGAUUUAUUUACACUUUUGCCUAAAAAAUUAUUUUGCUCUGCAGAAAAGUGGAGCAGCCAUGCCCUCCCCACCGCCCCCCCCCGGUUUUGCCGGCCCUGUUUAUGAACGAAAGGGAAGACGGAACUUACAUAAUAAUGAUGCGCUGUAUUCAAGAUUUACUAUUUGUCAGUUUUAUACAACAGAGACCAACACCAAAUAGGUAUCUUACGGUUAUAAUCAGUAUCGAGUUAUUUUUUUCUUCAAAUUUUUUGCCGUUCUUGGUUAUUUUGAUAUGACUAAGAAUGGAGCAAAAAAUUUUGGCCCUUGAUAACAUCACGAAUACAUAGGUGUAGUAAACAUAUAGGCUAGGGGGAGGUGGGAGGCUGCACCCCUUCCAAUCAGGCAAAUUUUAUCCAAUGUCAGGUCCAUUCUGGCAAUUUAUUUCACUGAAGCAACAGCAGUCGGACAAGAUUCAUACUAAGCCCCCCCCCCCCUUAACGUUUAGCCUCUGCUACGCCCAUGAGCGAAGAGAUACAAUAAUUGGUAAUUCUGGUUGACGCUAUCUCAAUAUGAAAAACACGAUGAAGUAUUGUAUUGUUGAGAUUUUUUUUAAAGUCAGAUGUAGAAAACGUUCAAGUGACAUAGACUUAUCCAUUGAUCGAAAUUUACUAGUACACAUUUCCUAGAAUGAAGCAGCCAGUUAAUGUGGGUGGGGCGGACACACCCUUUCUGAAACUGCAAUCACUGCUGUCAUAGGAUCAUUUGACAAUAUUAUUUUCAGCGAGGAAACCAGCAGAUACUGAAUCGAAUCUCUGGCUGCAGAUUUGUUAAAUACAAUAAUAAUAAUAAUGAUAAUAAUGAACGAUUAUUUAAACUGGAUAAACACUUCAACUACCUGAGGCUGUUAUAAAUGUGUGUCCAGUAAAGUAAAAAUAUAAAAAAGGGAUACAACUAAGAGGAAGGAAAGAACUAGAGGUGUCUACAGUGAUUUGCUAUUACUUGUAGUAGUUAUCUAUAAAGUCCGAAAGAGUCUGGUCUAUUUAGGGUGUAGCAUUCCAAAGGAAGCAUGUUAAACAGCUUUCCGCCAGUAAAAUGGAAGCUUUUUCCCCCAUAUCAAACAAAGCUAUGGAGCGUGUUUUGGACGUAAAGAAAGUAGCGCAUUUGGCGUUAAGGGGUGAAAAGUGGCAGAUUUGUGGAUUUCGUAGGACCCUCGUUUGUGGCAUGUUGUUAGGCUGCUAGUAUGACGAGGCUGCUAGUAUGACGAGGCUGCUAGUAUGACGAAGCUGCUGGCAAAGAAUUACAAUGAUUAGUUUCGAUUGAAUAUGAAGAGCUACGAUCCCCCACCCAGUCCUUCUUUUUAUCCCACAUAUGUCUCAAGGUAAGCGCCAGGAAGUAUUGCAACGACGCGUGUAGAAUAAAUAUAUGUUUAUAGGUGGGCAAAACUGCCCGCCAGUUGAGAAAUGAAAUGCAAUAUAUUUUAUGACAUUGUAAAGGCGCAAAAUAAUUCUGUCCCCACAAUGUCACAAAUUGAUUGUGAGCAUGUACGUAUUGAAGUUAAAGUGAAAUAUUCGCCGCACACGUAUAAUCCUCUUAUUAUCAAUAAUUUUUUAGAGAUAACCAUAUUCUCAACAACACCACAUAUUAGCUCACAUUUAAGGUUUUUGGAACCAAAGAAAAAGGCAGGGAUAACAUUAUAUAGCUGUUUUUAUGAGCUACUGUGUUAAUAUGAUAAAAACCAUACAAGUCUUACACUUACAUGUUUAUAAAUACCCCCCAACUACUGGGGUGGGGAGCUCAUGUCUUCCAGUGAUUUGAUUUGAUUAAGCUGUUGUUUUAAAAGAGGCCAGGAUGAGGCCCAUCAGUCUACGUCAUAAUUCUAUGCCCCCAAACAAGAAAUAUUCAGUAACAACACUGUUUAAGAUCAUCUGGUUCUAAUUUUUUUAUUUCAAAAUAUUUAGAUUAAAGUUUGCAAUUUUCGUAUUUUAGAUAUAGAGGUGAAAGCUCUUACGUAUGGGAAUUAGAAAAUUUAGUUUGUAAUGCGGAAUAACAAACACAAAAUAUCAGAUUUUGGUGCAGUUUGAUUUAGAAAACACAAGUCCAAACAAUAAAAAACAGCCGUGGAAAACGCUAUGCAUUAGGAGUUGGUCACACCCUAGGUAUAACUAAUUUCUUUACCGCAAAAUCCUGUUAAAUGUAAUUAAAAUUGGAUCUUACAACUUUACCUUCGAUUUUAAAUGCUAACCGUACCAUUUUACUACUUUUUGCUCAAGUUUAUCCCAACAGUUUCCAGCGUCUUACAUUUGGAGGGAAUUGCUACCCACAUUUUAUCAUUGCGAAGCAGGAGCUUAGAUAUAUUCUCUUUUUAUCAUACCUUGCCCUUGCGUUCGGAAAAGUCUUGUUAUCGUGUGAAAGCUUGCUUAAAGUGACCCUUCACAGAAAGUGUCAUCCAAAUAUAUCUUACUAUAAGCGACAAGGCUUUUAAAUGUUUUGUAAAUUACUUGAUAUUUUAGAAAUAGGGUUAUUUUGUUAUCUAGCUUUCUCUGCCUUUCGAGUUUAAAAUUUUUAGAUUGCGACAAUAAAAGUUGCCAGGGAUCGCUAACACUGAUGAUGUUCCCACGAUUUUGGGCCACAAAGCCCCGGCGUUGUUGGUGACUAUCAUACCUUUCUUACUAUUUCCUGGCAUAUUCAUUUGAAUAUAGUUGUAUUAGUAUGUUUUCACUAUCUUUAAUGCAAAAAAAGGGUCUGGGGUCGAAUGACGUCAAUGUAUAUAUUUGUAAAUGCCAUAGAGAUAGGGUUGUUGCAUAUAGUCAACAUAUACAGAAUCACAAUGGUUCAAUGUGAUAUUACCUCGCAAAAUCAAAGAAAAUCGCUAUAGAAUUAGAUUAAGAAUUGUUUUCGUUUAUAAGAUAUUGCUCAGCAAAUCUUAACAGAAUAACUGUUUAGCAAUUCGUCGCAUUGCCUAGUCUCGAACGCUAGUUUAACGCCCAGUUUAAAUUUGAAACGCUAUUGGGACGGUAUGCAAUCCUUCCCGUGUGAACAGGGCCAAUGAAGUUAUGGAGAUACUUCAAACCAUAGAAUGCUUCAAACAGUCAUUGCCUCUUUCGCGAAUACUCGUAGAUUUCGAGCGAUGUAUGCGUGUGUGACCAGAACAAAAUACCAGCGUGAAGUACAAACUGCUAGGAUUAAAAUAUUAGCCGGAAUAAAUUAAUAUGACCCAGGAACAAAUUUUCAGCAGUUAAAACGUGAGUGGUAUAAUUCGGAAAUCUUUCGAGAAUGGGGAUUCGUUUUUUUAGCAAAGAAUUAUUUACCUACUAAUCCCACCAGAUAGAGGAAAGAAAAGAGGGGAUAAUGAUUCCAUAAUUAGAAAGUACUUCUUGACAAACGCAUGCUAAAUCGUCCUUACGUCACAAAGGUUUUCCCUGCUGAAAACACAGAAUUUGUGCUUAAACCACAUUUGAAAACACAGUAGAGCACCGCUUUUCUUGCGAUACAGGGAGCAGGAACUAAGUUGAUCAGGACUGGUCACGAGAUCAAAGAUGCCAAAUUGCAAUGAUAUGUAUUUCUCGCAGAGGUGUAGAGCUAAUGGGCUCACGGUAGCCCUUUUCUACUUUUUGCAAUUAUUGUCUGCUAGGAAUUCUAUGUUAUCUGUGAUUUAUUCAGAAUUUCCUAGAAUCUCAUCCCUUGAUCUUUAUGAUAAGUUUACCUGGUUAUUGAACCAAGAAGAUAGGGAUUGUCUGGUUUUAAUUGCUAAUUUGAUAUUCCUGGCUUUCGAAUCACGGGAAUCUUUUAGGAAUUAUCUUGUAUUAACCGCUUACUGUAAUUUGAGAUUUGUUGUUUAUUUGUUAGUUAUGUUAACUUGUAAUUGUGUUGGCGAUGGGCCAUUUCGGCGUACAAGCCUUAUAUAUAUAUAAAAAGUAACCCGUUGCCAUGCAAUUUCCCACUUGUUGUCAGCAUCCUAUUGUCUCUUGGUGUUUGUAAGUCAGUCAUUAUGUAAAGCCGUGAAGUAAAGUCGUGUCCAAGCCGGGCCGUUUUGAGAAGUUGCCGUUAGCCGUUAAAUUAAGUAAAGUGUACCCAUCGGACAUCGGACAGGGGGCGGACUGGGGGACACGUCCCCCCAGUUUUUGGCAGGAUCAACUUUGUAUUUCGUCUAAAUUCGAUGAGAGAAUGUGGGGGAGGGGUAAUAUUUUGGCAACAUACUUUUUGUGAUGUAAUCCCAUGAUUUCAAACUGCCUUUCCAUAGCCCAAGGCUAGUUAUAAGCGUUCCCUUAAUGUAAAAUUGACGUUUCUUGUUGGUAAAAGAGCGUUUUCUGGUGCUAAAAAGGGCGUGGCCUAAAUUUUCUUGUUUUGUCCCCCCCCCCCAGAGCGUAGUAGCUGGCGCCGCCAUUGGGUGUUGUUUUACAUUAGUUUCCAAUAGCCUUAGUAGCCAUAGCUGUACGUUAAAGCUUCAGGUUGGCUGUCACUAAUGGAGGCAUUAAGAUGUGUUUUCCCCUGACUUUCACGAGAAUUCAAGGGUAAAACACACUUUAAUGAGAAUGGUAGAUGGAAAUGAAAUACCAUAGUAACCUUUAGAUCGUAGUUUAGACUUCAGAUCAUUUGAGUACUUUUAUGAAGAUGAUUUAUAUGGCUGUGGCAUAUGUAUUAAAAACCGCACAAAAUGUGUGUCCUUGGAAUGACGGUUUUCGGGGUUAUGAAUUCUCCAGUCCAGGCGCGCAACCAGAAAUUUCAGAGGGCAGGGGUCCAACACACAAAAAGGGCACUAUUUAAACUUUAUGUUGGGCACUAAUAAAAGGUCCGCCGAAAAUAUGAGCAGUUAGUAAAUUUGUAAAUAUUGUAGGCUAGACAAGGGAAACUGAUCAAUAGAGAAAAGUUGUGGUGUACGGUUUAUUUUGUGGUGAGGUGUGGUUUGCUUUUUCCUUUUAAUGUUAACUGUGCACAUGCCUUUUUUCUGUCUGCCACCCAGUGCCGCCGAGAGGUUUGGGAGGCCCGAAGGAGGGGGAGAACGGAAAAAACAAUGCCUCUUGCGAGCGAAGCGAGCAACAAUUUUUGCCACCACACCCUUGCAAAUAGCUUAAAUUCAUUAAUUCGUUUAAGAUGUUUUACUUUUGAAGUGUAAUUUUGUUACUUUUAAUAAAUUCCAUUUAAAAACGGAAUUAAUUGCUUUAUGAAGCCCCCCUAGACCUCGAGGCCCUAGGGCAAUUAACCCCUUUAUCCCCCUCUCGGCGGCCCUGCUACCACCUCCUUUUCCCAGCGCCAGCUCACUUUUGAAAAGUAGCCCACCAUCUUCCAUAUCCGAAGACAUUUUGCUCUUUAAAAUAUUAUUAUUGAUUUCUUUGCUACGCACUUCAGAUGGGAGGAGGUUGAACAGUUCCACGAGCCUUGAAUUCAGCUGGUUUCUGUCUCCAAGUCUUGCCUUCAGCUGAUUUGUGAUACUGACAAGGAACGGAACAGCUGAACAACAACUUUUGGUGCCAUCUUUACUGCUUGCUAAUGCUAGUCCGCAAAUAUUUCUCUACAUUCGCUCGUUUCAUGCAAAGGUCUUCUAUGACCCUGUAAACUAUGUGACAGGCUUGAAAAAUGUCUUGGUUUUUACAGAUUAUGUGGUCAAAUUUAUAAAAAAAACCGAACAAAUGAUUUUUUGAUGACGUCACACUUCGGUGCUCUAUUAACCAGCACUAGAGACAAUAUGAACGUGGACUGGCGCAUGACAAUAUGGUUGAUAGGUUAGGGUAUUGUCUAGAUCCUUUCAACAAGAUGUAAUGAUCUGUGAAGGGUGGUCAAGUUUUCAGAAAUAAAUAAGACUGUUUAUCUUUAGAAAGAAUCUCUAUUGUUUGGAAGUUAUUUGGUAUCUAAGAUUACCUUGAUCCUUUUAUCUGUGACAGAAACCACGUAGGCAUAUUAGGUGCCCCACAGACCAUUUCAACCAGAAACUGGAUCGAUAGUAUAGAAGUACAUUAUUGCGACAAUAUUAUUUCUAUAUGGCGGAAAUUACCUAGGGCUGUUGGAGAACGUAUAGCCUCAAGACUGGGGUUUAUUAACAAAAGCAUUUUAAAAGGUAGGUAGUACAGUAGCAGCCCAGCCUCUCUUUGUUGGAUGCGUCUGGUAUUGGAGAGGAGAUCAAAAAAUUAGUGGGCAAAAUUGUCUUUUUUAGGAUUGGAUCUGUUGAAACCAUCUCAAAUACUAUAUUCGAUUGCCAUUCGUAUCCUGUCAAUUGUUUCUAACAUGAAAUACGAAUGAAAUAAGACAUAAGGCAUUCUACGUACAUAAUUAUUUCAAUAAUACUUCGAUUAUUCAAAAUAUUGAAUUCUGUAUGUUUUAGCCAAUAUAGAAGCAAAUAUAGAAGCAAAAUAUUGCUCGUUGGUUGUCGAAUUUAGGACUGUUGUAACUCAUACAUGCAGCUUUACGUUUUUGCGAGUUUUGAUAGGAAAACUUUAUGGUCCAGUCAAACGGAUUUUGUCGCUAAUGGAAUGGUUGGUUGUAUUUUUCUACUGUUGCCUGGUCAUCUGGUCAUUUCUAAUGAUCAGAAGAACAUCUUGCUUUGAAUGGCUUAGUACACUAGUAAUUUUUAGAUAAUGUAUUGAAAAACUAUGUUUCAAAUCAUACUUUGGAAAUCUAUUCUAUAUAUUGUAAACAUUAUAGAAAUGGUAAAUAUGAUGAAAAACUGCAGAAGCGAAAGGUCUUUUAGUGUUUAAAACGCACAAAGAAUUACUUGCAAUCAAAUUUAGGUCAAACUCGAUUGGGUGGCCUGUCUUCUAAUCAUUGAGCGUGGUGUAAUGGAAGAGCUUUCGAUGGAUGACUUUUUCUCUGACUUUGCAGGUAAUCUGCCACUGGGCGUAGCGGGUGCUGAACGUUUAGAGGGGCGGGGGGGGGGGCAUGGUAUGGAUGUCGCCCAAAUAUUGCUUCAAAAUAGAACUGCCAGAAUGGAUCCUAAAAAUGCGAUAGAUUUUGCCAGAUUUGCUGCAGCCCUCCAAACCCUUUUUCCCAUACAUUUAUGGAAACUGGGGAGAGUUUUCUCCGCCAUAUACAUUGUUUAGUACAAUUUGGUCGCAAAUAAUGCCAACUUCAAGCGAUGGGCAAUUCACUCCUGCAAAAUGCGUACGAGAAUUCCACCAAAACACCAGUAUUUCUACGGAUUUUCUGAUGUAAAAUAAGAUUCCCACCAAAGGUGUACGAAAUUUCAAAAGAACAAUUUAACCUUCGGUUUCAACAAUAACGUAACUACAGUAGCGGCGCCCAAGUCCUCGACAGGGUCAAUUUUGUAUUUCGUAUAAAUUCGAUGAGAAAAUUUUUAGGGAGGGGUAAUAUUUUGGCAACGUACUUUUUGUGAUGUUGUCCUUUGUUUUUGAAACUGCCUUCAAGUAACCAAAAGUUGAGUCGUGAGCGUUCCGUUUUGGUUGAAUUGGAGUUCCUUGUUGGUAAAAGAGCGUUUUUUGGUAAAAAGGGUAAAAAGUGAAUAUUGAUUUGCUGCAUCUCUUUUUUUUGUUUAUUAGAUAUAUUGUUCUUUUCAUUUGAAUGCAUUAUUUCAAGAAUCGUUGAUGUUCGCAUUGUGGUCUCAGGAAGGCGGUAUAUUAACACAAUUGUUCUCUGGUCUCUAUUGAGUACAAGCUAAGGAAUUGGUUCCAUUGUCGUAUUCCGCUUAUAAGCAAACACUAGCGUUCUAUUUUCACUGUGUUCAUUGUCGCUAACAACGACUUGAUGAAUGGCAUUGCGAAAGGUAUGAUUUUAAAAGAACAUUUUAUUAGUAUGUUGAAUUCAGAACAACAGUGACAGUAAAUUGUCAAAAAAGAAGACUUUUUCAAGGCCUGGGCUUUUUCAAACAAGACUUCCACUAUUCUUAUCGAAAGGUGCCUAGUUACAUCAAUUGAUGGUCUCUUGGUCUACAGCACUUUAGUAAAAAAUCAACCAUUUAUAUCCAUAGAAUUUGGUUCUAACAAGUUGAAGGUUGUAAUCCGUGACAAAGUUCUUUGGUUUGUUCAUUAAGUUCAGGAAAAGAACUGCCAGGGAACUGCCAAAGAAUUUCAUAUUGAUCACAGCCAGUUGACGGAGUAGCCGUAGUUGUUACCGAGAACGUAUGCAAGGGUUGUGCAACAGUCGAAGCACUGAUCAGAACUUGUUUGUUCAGUAGGGUUCAGGCACUAUUGCGACUUCAAGAGUUUAAUUUACAAAGUUCUCAUGAUUAAUUGAUAUAUAUCUGGAUUGUAUAGCGUUAUCGUGGUUAUGGUGUAAAGUGUUUUUGACUUGCAAAUGAUAGCCGCGUGUGGAAUAUUGCAUCGGUUUGUAUAUAUUUUGGAUGACAAUUGGAAUCUGUAUCCACCAGGAGUCGAGUGUAUAUUAUAUCGCUAUUAUAGCAAAUCACAGUAAAAGGAUUUUAAUCAGCACUACCGCCUACAUUAGCUGCUCUUAUUGGAAGACAAUUCACACAAGAUGAAAUCAUACAUAUUAACAGUAUUCACUUUGGCUCACGUGUUGGGGAACGUUUGUCGAGCAAUAAACUACAGGCCGUAUUUUACACGUCCAUCUCUUGUAAAGACGAUCCCUGAAAACGUUGGCAAAGGUUACUUUAUCGCUGACAUCAGUGGAUAUACAGUUGAUGAUGAAAAUGACUUUGUAACAUACGGACUGGAUACAUAUGGUUCACAGCUAUGCAACAUCGGCCCACGAGACGGUCGCUUGACACUAAAGAGGGCGCUUGACCGAGAGGUACAGGCGCAGUUUAAAAUAAUCGUUUCUGCUCAAGACAGUCACCAAGGUGGAGGACAGCAUAGAACGGCCUAUUUACCUGUAUUUCUCUAUGUUCUUGAUGUCAACGAUAACCACCCUGUGUUUCUCAAUACGCCGUACAUCGCAAAAAUACCGGAGAAUGCUACUGUUGGAACGAGCAUAAUCCAAGUUCAGGCUUUUGACGCUGAUGAUGGACUGAAUGCCGAAAUUGAGUAUUCUUUUAAAGAUAAAAAAGAGUCCGACAAGUUUUCAAUAAACGGAGAUACAGGGCUGAUAACCCUCGAUGGCACGCUUGAUUACGAAGCUGACAAGAAACAUACAUUAGUUGUGAUUGCCAAGGAUAAGGGAACACCGAAGAAACUUGAAUCACAAACUACAGUUGUUAUCGACGUCACCGAUGUCCAGGACACAAACCCUCGUUUUCUUCAUUCAUCCUAUCAAACUCAAAUCGAUGAGAAUUCACCUAUGGGAUCAUCUGUCAUUAAAGUAACGGCCAUCGAUGGUGACACGGAAGUCAAUCAACCAAUCGAGUAUAGCGUAGUAACAGGAAACGAAGAAGGACUCUUCAUCAUAGAAAAGAAGAACGGAAUAAUAAGGAUCAACGGAACAAUCGAUCGAGAAACAAAUAACAUAUUUAAGAUCAAAGUUAAGGCAUACGAAGAGCGAGACCCACCAGCCUUUGCCACUGUAGAUGUCAUUAUUUUAGUUAAUGACGUCAAUGAUAAUAGGCCUACGUUUAAGAAAGACCACUACACAUUCACAGUGAAGGAAAACGCUCCAAUUGGAUUUGCCUUGAAUGAGCAGUUUAGCGCUGUCGAUACAGACAUAGAGAACAAGAAUAAAAAGCUUGUCUACUCAUUAAAAGAUGCAGAAGACAAAUUUGCUAUUGAUCCAACCACAGGAAAACUAAUGAUAGCGGGUGAAAUAGAUUUUGAAAAACAGAGGCAAUACAAUUUCACGAUCCUAGCCACCGAAACAGAUACAGAUGAACGAUAUUCUGGUAGUACAAAUGUUACGGUUAAUGUUAUCAACGAAAAUGAUAAUACACCAAUGUUUGAGAGGCUCGUCUACAUAUUCAUAGCAUCGGAAGACAUUUCGACGGAAAAAGUAAUUGGCCGUGUCAAGGCUACUGAUGCAGAUAUCGGCUCAUACGGAAAAGUUUCAUACGAAAUAAAGACAAACAAAAUCGGCUCACCACUAUUCAGUAUUGAUUCCAAAACUGGGGACAUAUUCGUGGCAAGACCGUUAGAUUACUCGAAAGCGCCCUCGCAUCACUUUGUCGUAAUCGCAAAAGAUGACGCAGGGCAGUUAUCAAGAGAAUCAAGGACUCUAGUCCAAGUUGCUGUGGUCAACGUUUCAAAGCCCACUACGAGAAAUUUACCAGAAACUAAAACAUUGCAUCAAAAAACCACAACAAAGACUAUGCCAAAUGAAAUAUCUGAAAUGAAAAGAAUAGUAGAAAAGAACGAACAAAGAACGAGAUCGAGCUCGGUAAAGGUAACGAGCAACUUUAUUGUAAUCCUGUCUGUAGUUCUAACUUCACUUUAUUCAUUACGAGCAUUAGUAACUUAGCAAAUGCACCCUUAAUCCAGUCUUGCCGUUAGAUUGGAGUAGUAAUAGUACGCGACCGCUCCAUUUAGUGGUCCACUUAACGGUCGCUGAGAGACCGAUCAUUAGAGGCAGCUGUGGAAUAGAAUCAGACACUAGGAUCAGGGAUAGCAAACUAGAGUCUUGGAAACCGCCUCAGGCAGGGAUGUGCAAGGAAUAAGCCGCGUUCUCCUGUUCAUGCCAUUAACGUUGAUCGUCUAAUGCUUGCAACAACAUUUGGUAUCUUCCAUAAAAAUACCUCUUGCAUGAAGCUGCUAUGAGUAUGACACUGGAUGUCAAUCUCAUCAGCUAUCAACUGGAGAUGACUCAAGGUUUAUGUGGCGUAUCCCUUUCAUGGAAAAGCUUUUAUGUAAAAUUCUGCUUGAUUCGCAGCAUGUUAUUGGGCUUGAUCAAUCCGAUUGGCUAGCUAAAAAUUGACGAGGCCUGAUCAAUUUGAUUGGUUUCUAGAAAAUUUGAUUUCCUAAGGUAAUCAUUUGAUUGGCUAACUAAAUAGAUUUGAUUGUCCAACCAACCCAUCUUCAUUUUUGCCUUGAUGGAAGCAGACCAUCAUGCAUUUCGUCAUUCCUUGACCCAUGCACUACAUGAUCUUGGAUUCUAUCGAAUAACUUUUUUUAACGAAUAGCGGAUAACUAAUAGUUUCUUUAGAGCCUCGUAAUUGGCUUUCCACCUCUCAAAAAUCUCCAACUUAUGCUUGACUGCCAUGCUUCUGAAAGAAAAUGCAAACAAUCCAAAACUGUCUGAAUCUAAACCUAGCAAUUUGUGCUUCAGAAUCAAUUUACGUUACAGAUCCUCUUUUGUGAAAAAUCCCUUUUAAAUCCCUUUGGUCCCUGAUUUAUAUUGUUUCUGAACCAACCAGUCUAUGCGAUAAGUACAUGUCUGGUUCAGUGAUUCUGUUUUAUUCUCAUGAUCCCAUCGUCCACUUAACUCUAGCUUCCAUUGCCACUACAGUUUUCAUUGCCUCGUAAAAGACAACCGUCUUACACAUUACGACAAAAGCUUGGGAAACCAGCUGCCUAACCCUUCGAAUCAACACAAUUUCAGGGAUUCAUCCUUUGUGUUUUCGAUUUAUCAAAAAUGCAUGUAAACUUAAUUUAUUGAGAGUACUAUAUUAUUACUGUAAAUAGAACCAAUAUGAAAUAUUAUAGAAAAUAUAUAGUGUAAUUAAGAAAAAAUGUACUGUAGCUACGUUGAGAUUCAUUUUGUCAGAAAAUAUUAUUAGAGAAACUCAUAGAAAAUGAUAGGCCCAUCAUGAAAGGUAUUCAGAGUUUUUCUAAUAUUGGAACAUCAAUUAAGCUCCUGGAAUUCAAAAACCUUAGAGCCCUCGUGUUUAUCCACCGCACCCAAUAUGGUCUGAUAUUUGACAUUUGUUUUUAUUUGUAUGCCCCGAAGUCUCUGAUAAUUUAUCAUGUAGAACCCCUUUUUAUUCAACAAAUCGGAUCAAUUCUCUUGAAAAUGACAUUUAAUGACCAAAUUCUAUUCAUGUUAACUAUCUGCUCAACCCUCUUUAGAGACCACACCCAUUGUUAUACUAGCUCACGACAAGGGCUACUGUUUAUCUACCUCGGUUUUUGAUUAAGAUUACAUAUUUUGGUCAGAAGAUCUUUGGCGCAUAUGAAGUCGCCAUACAAAGUAACGUCUGCUAGAAAAGUAACGUUAAUUUGUUACUGUACUAGCAUAUUUUGCAUAAUUUUGAAGAUAAUUUUGGAUCUCAACUAAGUUACAGUGCAGUUUUCCUUUCAGUUAUCUUACUCGUGUUAGAUCUACGUCAUUACCCUGAGUUUACGCUGUGAGCAGCUUGUUGUUUCUUUAAAAAAGUCUCGUACCAAAAUUCCUUAAUUUAACGUAUGUGUAUUAAUUGUGUAAAAGAUUCAGUCCAUCUGUGUUGGCGUUCUACGUUCUCUGUUUCUUAAAGCACACAAACAAUCAGGGGUACAUUCGUUGCGUUUAUCGUACGUUUUGUGUCAGUAGUCAGUAGAGUGUGAAUUAAAUACGCUAUAAAGUAAAAGAAAACAUGAACUAAUCUGCAAUGAUGAAGCAUGCAAUGACAA
Messenger RNA from Rhopilema esculentum, 13240 nucleotides. The record is from RefSeq and is a predicted model, not a curated record. Lineage: Eukaryota; Metazoa; Cnidaria; Scyphozoa; Rhizostomeae; Rhizostomatidae.